Molecule: messenger RNA, 1523 nt
Organism: Hemibagrus wyckioides
Lineage: Eukaryota; Metazoa; Chordata; Actinopteri; Siluriformes; Bagridae
Gene: traf3ip2b
Product: TRAF3 interacting protein 2b
Exons: 9
Coding region: 147-1394 (415 amino acids)
Biological process (GO): positive regulation of canonical NF-kappaB signal transduction; humoral immune response
Source: RefSeq, a predicted model, not a curated record
UUUUCACUCACUUUCACUGGUGAUGCAUUAUCUUCACCAAACAUCUAAUAUACAGAAACACCCAGACACACACACACGCAAAAUAGAUACACAAGUGCUCUGACUGGCGCUCUGACCAUUCACCCAUCCUCAACUCCGACAGCCACAUGGCUCAUCAAGGUCACCAUCAAAAUUCAUUAAACCAUCCUGAGGAAAACGAUGAGACGCGGAGUGAGGAAUUUCUCCUGACUCCAAAAACCUCUCUCGAUCACUCCAUUGCCCUGAGCAGGGUAGUUGAAGGACAGACAUUUAGCCACCAGCACAAUCCUAUAAGGGCCAGUUUUACCCAGUCCCAUGUAAAACUGACCCAGCCUGAUCAAUUAACCAGACCCUGCCAGCAGGCACUGUACCCUAACCAGUUUAAUACUGACAGAAGAAAUUUGGGGACUCGUCAUGGCUGGCACUACACCAGCUACCAUAGCCGAAGUCCUGGAGGAUGUCAAACGAGCAGUCUACCCCCAUACUUGCCCUCUACUGAUUACCAGACUUACCUGGGAUCUGGCUGUGUUUUUCCCAGUUGGCAUCACUCCUACCCAGGUACAUACAGCUUCAGCCUUAACAGUCUGGAUCAGCCUGGCUCUCUGCACUCUUUUCUUGCAUCUGGAUCUUCCGUACACACGAACCAGGUCAUGCCUCUCCCUGGCCUUCACUGUGGGUACAGUGGGCCGGUUCCACUCCACGUAGACCCUCAGGAUCAUCUCAUCCCCAGGCCUGGAUAUCAACCACCACACAGACACAAAGAUCCUGAGCUAUUAGGAUAUACAUGUCCGGGUAACACAAAAAAUGGUGCUGUGUCUUACAGACCUGCUCAGAACAAUCCCGGCACCACAGAGCUUUCCCAGGAACAGAGAAAAGUGUUUGUCACGUAUGAGGUGGACAGCGAAGAUCAUCUUAAAGAGGUCAUCAAGUUCGUGGCCUUGUUGAGAAACAACGGCUUUGACACGCACAUUGAUGUUUUCGAGCAGCAGCUUUACAGCAUCAGUAAGAUCGACUGCAUGGAAAGAUAUCUCAAUGAGAAAGAUUACCUGAUUAUCAUGGUUAUAAGUCUGAAGUAUUUUCAGACAGUAACAGGUGUUGGUGUAGGUGUGGACUGUGAUGAGAGGACCUCAAACACUGUGUACAUCCACAAGCAGCUUCAGAGUGAAUUCAUUCAGAAUGGCUGCAGGAACUUCAGGGUCGUUCCGGUGCUUUUUCCUGGAGCUAAAAAGAGCUACGUUCCCUUUUGGCUGCAGAACACACAGCUGUACAGCUGGCCCAGGGACCGGGACGAUAUUCUGCGCCGGCUCAUGCGUGUGGAGAAAUACAACCCCCCACCUGUCGGCCCGCUGCCUACCAUCUUCUCCAUGCCUAUCUAACUGGCCAAGAUGCAUUUGGGACAACAACAACAAGAAGACCAGUGCAGUCUUAAAACUUUUAGCCAGCUGUAUGAUGGGACAUGCACAGUCAGUAUAACACACAGGUGUAAUGAAAUGCUUGACAUUAUG